UCAUAUAAUCGGACGCGGUGUUGCGCGCAGGGUAGCGCUGGAUCGAAGACGCGUCAGGAGAUACGAAACGUGUGGUCAUCCAACAUGAAUCCCGCCGAGAUCGCCGGAACGGUCUUCAUUAAAAACGAAGCAAGGUCGGACGAUCAGUUUGCGGCGGCGUACCUGAAGCACGGCAUCACCCAUGGCAUCACCUACCAGGUGAAAGUCCUCACCUGGGUGGCUUGGAAGCUGCUGUGCAGCAGCGACUUCGACUCGAGGAACUGGUACUUGGGGACGGAAGUACGCAACGCUCGCGGAUUCCACGACUUGGUGUUGAAAUACGAUAUAGGUGGCCGACGCGUAUACCGUUUCGUGCAAAUAAAGCACAAGCUCUGCUUGAGCAAUCGCGCGAGGAUUACCCUGGGCUCGCUGAACUCUAAGCAGAAGAAGAAUCAGUACAGUCUGAUCUACUUGUUCAGGUCUUACCUGAACAUGCUGGGCAAUUUCGAGAAGAUAAUGAUGGACCAGAUCGUGGACAUGACGGUGUUCACGAACGUGGACAUCGACUCCAUCAAGUUCCUCGUACCCAUCGAGAACGACCCGAUCCUCGGCUUCGAGGGGAAGGGUAAACGGUAUCGCAUCGACCUCCCGAUGUUGGAGCAGAAUCCGGACGUGCUCAAGCGGCUACAGCAGGUCGUGCAGAAUGACAUGGUUAUAUACGACUUCCUGAGGAAGCUGGUGUUCGCGAUCGGCCAGCCGUCCGAGUCCGAACUGGAGGAGCGGAUCGUCAAGGACAUGGGCACGGUGUUCAGCGUGCCGCAAGUCUUCUACAACGAUCUGCUGAAGAGCAUGCUCACCUGGUUCCUCAUCUACAACGCCGGCACGGCGCCGUAUCUCACCAAGGAGCGCAUGAUGCGCUUCCUGCUCGGCGCCCAGGACACGCUGUUGCGCGCGAAGGAGUCGGGGAUGCACGUGCCGGGCUCCCCCUUGCUGGAGGAAUUGUCGCAGCAAUUGUCGGAACAAUUGUCGCAGUUGCGCAUAUAACUUUUUAAUAUUUCUCCUACUUUUCCCCUUCUCUUCGGAUGUCACGUUUUGUAUGUUAUAAUCGUCGGCUUCUUUUUUUUACCUUUCUUUUUUUUACCUUUUGCGUACGUGUGACCAGAGAGCAUAGGGAAUACAUUUCUUCUUUUUUUUUUUUGUUUUUACAAUAUUGGCCCUUUUUGUAUGUACUUUUUUAGUCUCUUUUCGCGACCUUUUUGUUUAGCACGCGGUAUGUACGAGAGCGAUUUAGGACGGUAUCCGUAGUCCGAUCUUACAUUCAAGAUCGUCUUUAGAUGUUACGAAAUCAACGAAACCGACCCUCACGCGUCGUAUACAUUAGUCGGUAAGAGUGUAGCUCUAAGUGAGAGUAAGAAUUUGGCCAAUUAUAAUUUUUCUAUUUUCCUCGUAUUUGACUGUGAUUAUCCAUUUCUUACUCUUAUUUCUUACAAACGUGCUUCUAUUGUCUAGGCGACGCUUUGCAGUAUCUGAAGAUGAACUUUUUUUAAUUUAA
Messenger RNA from Dinoponera quadriceps, 1531 nucleotides. RefSeq lists its product as uncharacterized. Lineage: Eukaryota; Metazoa; Arthropoda; Insecta; Hymenoptera; Formicidae. The record is from RefSeq and is a predicted model, not a curated record. The coding region runs from base 85 to 1023 and encodes 312 amino acids. The transcript is spliced from 2 exons.